AUGAAAUCAUCUAUUUUUCACUCCUUCAGUUCUGAAUUUUCUUCUGAUUCAUCCUUUGGAUCAUCACAAGAAUCUUGUACAUGGGAUUUGCAAAAUUCACUUCCUUUCAAUGAAAAUGACUCUGAAGAAAUGCUUCUGUUUGGCGUUCUAGCACAAGCUGCUGAUCAAGAAAUUUCAGAAUCCAUUUCCUCUGAUCGAAUGAAGGAAGAUGAAGUCAAUUCAAGACCAGAAGUCGAGGGAAAACCCGUUCAAGAAAAGUCAUUCCGAGGCGUAAGAAGGAGGCCGUGGGGAAAAUUUGCAGCAGAGAUAAGGGAUUCCACCAGAAAUGGCAUAAGGGUUUGGCUAGGCACGUUCGAUACAGCAGAAGCUGCAGCUUUAGCUUAUGAUCAAGCUGCUUUUUCAAUGCGCGGUGAGGCAGCGAUUCUCAACUUUUCGGUGGAGAGAGUGCUCAACUCGCUGCACGAAAUGAGGUGUCCCAUGGUGAACGAGGAGGAUGGGGGUUCGCCGGUUAUAGCAUUGAAGAGGAGACACUCCAUGAGGAAAAGAAAGAAAUGCAAAGAGAGGGAAGUUAAGAAGGAAAAUGUGGUGGUUUUUGAGGACUUAGGUGCUGAUUAUUUGGAACAUCUUUUGAGUACAAGUUAG
This is a messenger RNA of Fraxinus pennsylvanica, 642 nucleotides long. Lineage: Eukaryota; Viridiplantae; Streptophyta; Magnoliopsida; Lamiales; Oleaceae. The record is from the annotation of a GenBank genome assembly.